Soboliphyme baturini is the source of this 255-nucleotide messenger RNA. Lineage: Eukaryota; Metazoa; Nematoda; Enoplea; Dioctophymatida; Soboliphymatidae. The record is from the annotation of a GenBank genome assembly.
AUGUCACUCGCUGAAUGCGUGAGGGUAGUGGUUCGAACGAGGCCGCUGAACCAAAGGGAAGUGAACAUGGGCUGCGACACGGUGGUGGACAUCGACCAGGGUCGCGCCCAGUGCGUCAUCGUCAACCCCAACGAUCGCGCCUCGCUGCCGAAACUGUUCACUUUCGAUGGCGCCUACGACAGUCAAGCCACCACCGAGACCAUCUACUACGAAAUUGUCUACCCACUUGUUGAGGUGAGUACAGUUUGUGAGUGA